This is a messenger RNA of Musca domestica (house fly), 2411 nucleotides long. RefSeq lists its product as uncharacterized. NCBI's taxonomy places the organism in Eukaryota, Metazoa, Arthropoda, Insecta, Diptera, Muscidae. The record is from RefSeq and is a predicted model, not a curated record. The coding region runs from base 92 to 2326 and encodes 744 amino acids. Gene Ontology annotation, molecular function: serine-type endopeptidase activity. The transcript has a single exon.
CAGUCUUAAUUGGAAAUUCGUUAGCGAAAGACGGGACACGCUUAAAAAUCGGAACGACAAAAUAAAAAAACAAAAUCGGCGGAUUAAAAAAAUGAGUUUUUUGUUCAAGGGAUUUGUAUCCUUGUUGCUGUGGAUUAGCCUAGUAGCUUCGCACACCCACGAUGAGUUGCCUAAAUGUGCCCUGACGGGGGUGCAUAAAACACGCCAGACUAUUUUGGAAUCACCCAAUUAUCCGGAUGAUUAUCCACCCGGUACCUGUUGGGAUUAUGUGAUCAAAUCACCUUUCCGCUGUCCCACCAAAUUCCAUAUUCAAUUUUUGGAUUUCUUUUUGGAAAAGUCUCCAGGUUGUAAAAAUGACUACCUCUCGGUGGGUUUGGAUAAUGUCGAUGAGGAUAUGGAUACCCUGUGUGGCCAGGUGGUGGGUAUAAAAAAAUAUCACACCCCCGAUGGAGUGUUGCGUUUACGUUUCCAUGCUGAUGAUUCGCCCUGGUCAACGGGUAAGGGCUUUAAGCUCUUGAUAACCCGGCUGGCUUGCGAAAAGGAAGAGGUUUUAAGAAAUCUCAAGAGCAACGAUGAUGACGAUGAGGAGGAUAGUGAUGACACGGUGACAAUUACGGCACCUGGCACCCAUUUGAGUCCACCUCAGGUUCAGUUGAUGGAAUUGUUUCGAAACAUUUCAGGUGCAGAUCAACAUCAGGUGUAUCCCUUGCCUCCUCUGUUUGGUUUGAAUUAUCCCAAUCAGUUGGCCACGCCUCUGUAUCCCACCACCUAUGGGCCAUUUUAUUUGCCCACGGGAACAUUCAAUCAACAACUGCCACAGCAAAAUAAUUAUUUGGCCACACAGCCGACGGCUGCCUCGGAAAAGGCCUGUAAGGAUAGCAAACAUCACACCAAGAAGCAGCAACAACAACACCACAUACAACCCUAUUUGCCACCAUAUGUGGUGAAUCCUUAUGUUCCGGUGACCCAGGAUCAGUAUAUUGGCACUUGGCCCUCGACCAGUUAUCUUAGGGCCCUCGAUGGCGCUGGCAAUGUCCUGGAAGCCUGCUGUACAACACCUUUCCAACAGAAACGAUUCUACCUCUCCAGCCCUGGAUUUCCCCGCACCAUUUUCAGUAACCUCCUGUCCAUCAAUCGUCGCGAUUGUGAGUUCCGCUUGCAGAAACAUUCCUCGAAUAUUUGUCGACUUCGUGUCUCGUUUAAAUUUUUCGAUUUCGGCAAGAGUUCUCCGGGUCUAAGUGGCGUGGGGGGUACAAUUGGUCUACCCGGUAUUACGAGGAAUACCUGUCCCGAUGAUUUCAUUGAAAUCGACAAUCAACGAUUCUGUGGCUGUCGUUCGGAUUAUGUCUACAAUGGAUUGUGGAAUUAUCAGGGUGAUAAGAAGAUACGCAUGCGCAUGGGUUAUUCGGGUGUGCCAUCGAGUGGUUUCCUUUUGGAAAUAAGUCAGGAAUCAUGUUCGGAGUCGCAGUUUGUCACAACAACAAUUAGUCCUACGUUGCCGAUAUCGGCACCGGUCACGGUGGGAAGUACGAAUUUAUUGGGGCAAAAUUUCCAACAGCAACAGGGCAAUUAUCCGGGGCUAUCACAACAGACGUUUGGGGGUCUUAAUCAGCAGCAACAGCAAUUGGUGCAACAACAGCAAUUGGCUCAGCAACAGCAGCAAUUGUUGCAACAACAACAAUUGGCUCAGCAACAACAGCAGUUGGCACAUUUACCCCAACAAUCCUUCAAUGGCCUCAGCAAUCAAUUCCCUCAAAAUCUGCAACAAACCGGAGGCGCCAACUUCGGCCAGCAACUUUUCAAUCCCCAAGGCCUGGGUCAAUCGUUCCAACAAAAUCCUCUCUAUGCCCCCUCAUUUAUACCACAACAUGGUGGAAAUGAUCUAGGAUUACCCCAGCCCCAUCCUCCACAAUUCCCCGAGGGAGGCGGCUUUCCGGGCUACGCAUACUCCAGCCCCAACCCCUUACAACAAAACCAACCAUUCGGGCUACGCUAUGCCCGUUCUUUCGAGGAUCAAAAACCCGUUAGCAUUGUGGAGACCAAUUCCACACGCAAGGAAUAUUAUUUCAGUGAGAAUGCAGAGAAGGGAGAUCGGGAUCCUUUGCUAAGCAUUGCCAUGUCACGAUCCAGCAAAGCCGAAGAUGGAGCCUUGCGAUGGGAAUCGGAAGAGUUAAGGGCCAAUGAUAAUCCUCCACAGGCCCAAGUGAGACAAAAGUGCAACUUCGAUAUGGGUGAUAUUUUACGUCUGUCCGUCGAUGUGCUGUGGCUGACGAAACCCACCUGCUAUGCCCCGCAACGAAAUUGGUUUACGAAUUUCUUGGGUUAAUUUUUAAGUUUUAGAAAAAAAAUGAAUAUCGAUUAUGAACGAAUAAAGAAAGGAUAAUACCAUGGUCUCUAGAGGAGGAUUAUUA